This is a messenger RNA of Vicia villosa (hairy vetch), 357 nucleotides long. Its product is annotated as biotin synthase, mitochondrial-like. Bases 1 to 357 code for a protein of 118 amino acids. Gene Ontology annotation, molecular function: biotin synthase activity; 2 iron, 2 sulfur cluster binding. Gene Ontology annotation, cellular component: mitochondrion. Gene Ontology annotation, biological process: biotin biosynthetic process. The transcript is spliced from 2 exons. The record is from RefSeq and is a predicted model, not a curated record. NCBI's taxonomy places the organism in Eukaryota, Viridiplantae, Streptophyta, Magnoliopsida, Fabales, Fabaceae.
AUGGGGAUAGAGGUGUGUUGUACCCUUGGCAUGCUCGAUAAAGAUCAGGCUGGUGAACUCAAGAAGGCGGAUUUUACUGCCUAUAAUCACAAUCCUGACACUUCUAGGGAAUACUAUCCAAACAUCAUCACAACAAGGAGUUAUGAUGAGCGCCUUCAAACUCUUGAAUAUGUUCGUGAUGCAUGGAUUAAUGUUUGCUCUGGAGGAAUUAUCGGGCUCGGAGAAGCUGAGGAAUACCUUGUAGGUUUGCUACAUACAUUAUCAACACUUCCUACACAUCCAGAAAGUGUUCCCAUUAAUGCACUUGUUCCUAUUAAUCAAUUUGUUGCAAUCAUAAUAUUGAGUUAUUAUCUAUGA